AUGGCUUCCAUCCGCCGCGCCCAACCCUCCGAGGCCGCCCUUCUCACCGACCUCGCCCUCGCCGCCAAAGCCUACUGGGGCUAUUCUCCCGCCUUUCUCGCCUCUGCCCGCUCCGAGCUCACCAUUACCGCCGCCGACAUUUCCCACCACGAGGUUCACGUCGCCACGCUGCCCCUCAACAACGACCGCAGCAUCGGCAGCGAAGAGGAAGAAGUCGUCGGCGUGUACCGUCUCACGCCACUGCAGCAUGACCAUGACCAGCGCUGCGACGCCGAGCUCAGCUACCUAUGGAUUCGCCCGCUGCGCAUCCGGCAGGGACUGGGCCGCCUGUUGUGGCAGCACGCGGUGCGGCGUGCGGCGGCGCUCGGGCUGGCGCGCUUCUCCCUGGACGCUGACCCCCAUGCGGAAGCAUUCUACGUCAAGAUGGGCGCGGACAGGUGUGAGGAGGACGCGCCGAGCAAGAGCGUGCCGGGGAGGACGCUGCCGCGGUUCGAGGUGGAUGUGCAGCGAGCCCUGACGGCGAUGAAGGGUGAGGACGAGGCUUGGAUAGAAAGAAACGAGGGCCAAUAA
Messenger RNA from Beauveria bassiana ARSEF 2860, 570 nucleotides. Its product is annotated as N-acetyltransferase. Bases 1 to 570 code for a protein of 189 amino acids. NCBI's taxonomy places the organism in Eukaryota, Fungi, Ascomycota, Sordariomycetes, Hypocreales, Cordycipitaceae. The record is from RefSeq and is a predicted model, not a curated record. Gene Ontology annotation, molecular function: acyltransferase activity, transferring groups other than amino-acyl groups. The transcript has a single exon.